AUGAAGGGAAGUGAUGAUACUGAAUAUUCUAAGACAAGCCCUUUGGAGAGAAAUGAUGAAGAGGAAGAAAGUGAGGCAAAAAACAAAGCCUGCAGGAAAAGAUAUGGAGGAAGCUCAAGCAACAGCACAGUCGAAGAGGGCGAGAAGAAGACAUUGGUAAGGCCUUAUGUUAGAUCUAAGAUGCCUAGACUCCGGUGGACGCCUGAUCUUCAUCUGCGCUUUGUUAAUGCUGUGGAAAGACUUGGAGGACAAGAUAGAGCAACUCCAAAAUUAGUGCUUCAAUUGAUGAAUAUCAAAGAGCUAAACAUUGCUCAUGUCAAGAGUCAUUUACAGAUGUAUAGAAGCAAGAAAAUUGAUGAGCCCAACCAAUGGAUGGUAGAUCACCGGCUUUUUAUGGGAGGCGCAGACAAGAAUAUCUACAAUCUAAGCCAACUCCCUCUUCAUUCUACCUUCAGAUUUGGAGAUUCUUCUUGGAAUAAUUAUGGAAAAUGGAUACGUAACUCUACUAUGAGGCAGAAUCCAAUUAAUGAGAGGAUCUUGGGCUGCAGCGGUCAAUAUAGGAAUGAGUCCUGGCUAGUCCGAUCUAGACAAAACCCUAUUGAGCAAACCAUGAAUCCCCAAAGGCAGACAACGCUAAAAAGAAAGGCGCCCGAGUGUGGCCUCGACUUGAAUUUAUCGCUUGGGAUAGAAUUAAGGGAGGAUGAUCAAAGGCAGCAAGGUUUAAUGUACGAUGAAAACAUCCUGUCAUUAUCAUUGUACACUGAUCCAUCCUGCUCGAAGUUUAAGAAGUUGAAAGAAGAUGAGAGUACUAAAAUUGCAAGAGGGGCGAGUACUCUGGAUCUGACUCUAUGA
Messenger RNA from Fraxinus pennsylvanica, 852 nucleotides. The record is from the annotation of a GenBank genome assembly. NCBI's taxonomy places the organism in Eukaryota, Viridiplantae, Streptophyta, Magnoliopsida, Lamiales, Oleaceae.